Messenger RNA from Calliphora vicina (urban bluebottle blowfly), 1338 nucleotides. RefSeq names its product protein takeout-like. NCBI's taxonomy places the organism in Eukaryota, Metazoa, Arthropoda, Insecta, Diptera, Calliphoridae. The coding region runs from base 1 to 1272 and encodes 423 amino acids. The record is from RefSeq and is a predicted model, not a curated record. The transcript has 7 exons.
AUGGGCUUGCGUGACGGUUUUAUCAAUUUACCCAAAAUUGAUCCUUUAAACGUGCCUUUAUUAAACAUACAGCCAGGUCCUGAGAGUCCUGUAAAUAUUGAUUUGAUACUGAAAAACAAUUUACUAACUGGUUUAAAAGAUGCCAAGGCUAUAAGUGUAAGUGGCUUCGAAAGGGACAUGUCCAAAAAACACGAAAUAAUUUUACAAAUUCCACAAGUUCAUAUGACGGGCGAUUAUAACGUUAAAGGUCAAGUUAUUGCGCUACCAGUUGAAGGCAAUGGAAAACAUGAGAUUACUUUGAACGAUAUCAACGUGAUUCUACACUUCACCGGUACUCCCUAUGUCAAAAAUGGUCGCACCUAUAUGAAAAUAGAUGACCUAACUGUCGGUCUUACACCAAAAAAGGUCGUAUUCAAUUUUGAUAAUUUAUUCCAUGGAGACAAGGUUUUGACCGAAAAUGUAAAUAAUUUCGUUAAUGAGAAUUGGUUGGAAAUUUUCACCGAAAUUCGCAGCUCACUUAUUAAUGGCCUGUCACCAGUUUUGCAGAAAAUUGUCAAUGAUGUCUUCUCGAAAUUACCCUAUGAAGAGUUUUUUGCUAAACCAUCUGGCGGUGUGACCAGAUGUCAUCGUGGUGAUAAUGCUUGUUUUACCCAGAGCGCACAGGAAGUUUUGCAUAAAUACCCUGGGGGUUUGCGUGAUUUGGAUUUAUUGCCUUUUGAUCCCUUACGUGUUAAUAGUUUGACACUGGAAAGAAAUCCCUCAAGUCCUGUUAAUAUCGAAUUGAAAUUCAAAGAACUUGAUUUGUUUGGCCUAAAAACAGCUCAAGUGAAAGCUGUGAAGGGUUUUACUUUCGAAGGACGCAGUGAAUUGGAAGCUGUAGUACCGGAAUUCGUUUUGAAAGGAAAAUAUAAUGCCGAUGGACGUGUAUUAAUCUUGCCCAUUGUGGGAAGUGGAAAUUCAAUAAUCAGUUGCAAAAACCUCCAACUAAAAUACUCCUUCGAUUUGAAGCCUGUGGAGAAAAACGGCAAAGUUUUCGCCGCAUUGGAACAUGUUAAAUUGGAAUUCAAACCGGAACUUGUUCAAUUCCAUUUCGAGAAUCUAUUCAAUGGCGACAAAGCUUUGGGUGAUAAUAUGAACAAAUUCUUAAAUGAAAAUUGGCGUGAUAUUUAUAAUGAAUUGGAACCUGGCUUUGCCAAGUCCUUGAGUUUGGUGGCCAAACAAAUGAUUAAUAAUAUUUUGGCUAAACAUCCCUACGAUGUAUUAUUUGCCUAAACUUACUUAAUGGUUAUUUGUUUAAAGUUUUAACUUUUAUUAAUAAAUUUGUUACAAUAAAAUUAA